This is a messenger RNA of Dimorphilus gyrociliatus, 580 nucleotides long. The record is from the annotation of a GenBank genome assembly. NCBI's taxonomy places the organism in Eukaryota, Metazoa, Annelida, Polychaeta, Dinophilidae.
AAUGAUUGGUUCUCUUCGACAUCAUGGACAAGUACCUUGGGAUGAUGAUGCAGAUAUAUUUAUUGCACAGGAAAAUCGGAAAAAAACUAUAAAUAUCUUAGAAUCAAUACCAAAUUAUAUUGCUCCCCGUCAUGGAAAUUUAAAUAAAUUUUAUAAUAUAGAACAGAGUCUAUCUGUUCCUGGUUAUUCAAAGAGAAAAUGUGGCUGGCCUAUGGUUGAUAUAAUCUUCUACGAAACUGUUAACAGUACUCAUAUUUUGCAUAGAGGAGCAUCAUUACAUUUUUAUAAGAAAAAACAUCUAUUUCCUCCAAGAUAUAGAGUAUUUUGGAAUUGGAUAUUACCAGUACCAAGAAAAGUUGAAAGUAUAGUUGAAAAAACAUAUAAAACAAAAUUAUCUACUUGUCAGGAUACAAUAUGGAAUCAUAGGAAACAAAAUGUUCUACAUGAACAUCCGAAAGAAGUUAAUUGUUCAAAACUGGAGCAAUUCUUUCCAUUUGUUCAUAAAGUAUUGAAGAAUAAGGAAUGCCGAGAAAUCUUAGUUAAAGAUCAGAGAAUUUUACGGGAUAUUCCAUGUUAUUAA